Molecule: messenger RNA, 4548 nt
Organism: Dovyalis caffra
Lineage: Eukaryota; Viridiplantae; Streptophyta; Magnoliopsida; Malpighiales; Salicaceae
Source: the annotation of a GenBank genome assembly
AUGUUGCCCGGAGAGCGCAGAUAUGCUUCUGCAAGAAGAGGUAGCAUGACAGUUUUGGGGAAAAUCGCUGUUCCAAAACCAAUAAACCUACCCAGCCAAAGGUUAGAAAAUCAUGGUCUGGACCCGAACUAUGAACAAAUGUAUUUGGCUCAACUUGAUCCAUAUUUGCUUCCUAAACUUGACAGGGGUACCCAUAGCUGGGGCACAAGAUCAUCUUCUUCCACACCUAAUGCCUGGGGUUCUUCAGCGCUGUCUCCAAAUACCGAUGGUGGUAGUGGUUCACCAAGCCAUCUAAGUGGUCGCCCUUCAUCUGGUGGAAGUGGCACUCGACCAUCAACUGCAAGCAGUGACAGAACCCACGAACCCAUUGCUAAUGCAUGGGGUUCAAAUUCUAGGCCAUCUUCUGCAUCAGGAGCAUUGACAUCAAAUCAAACAUCACUCACAUCGCUCCGCCCACGCAGUGCAGAGACAAGACCUGGUAGCUCCCAGUUAUCCCGAUUCGCUGAGCCCUUGUCUGAUAAUUCAGUUGCUUGGGGUGCAACCGGAACGGCAGAAAAGUUGGGAGUGACAUCCUCUAAGAAGGACGGGUUUUCUUUGACUUCUGGAGAUUUUCCAACGCUUGGAUCAGAAAAAGAAAGCUCUGGGAAAAACACGGAGUCCCAAGACCAUGGUUCUUACAGUCAUCCUGGUUCAUCAUCGGGUGGAGUAGCUCCAGAGAAAGAGAGUACUGGAAAUUCUGCAGGCGAUGCGUCUAUAAACACAAAUGCAAUUGACUCUUCAAAUUCUUGGAGGAGAGAGAAUCCCAUGUAUGGUGAAGAUGGAUUGAGGCAUAUGGAGAAGUGGCACCCUGAUCCCCAAUCAUAUCCUAAUUCUAAUAUUCGUCCUCAGAGUUAUGAUUCUUGGCGUGGUCCCCCUGUAAAUAAUCAUCCAGGUGGUGUUUGGUAUAGAGGGCCUCCAGGAGGUCCACCAUUUGCGCCCCCAAUAGCACCUGGUGGCUUUCCCAUGGAGCCAUUUCCUUAUUACCGUCCGCAGAUUCCACCUUCUGCUCUUGCCAACCCACAACAAGGUCCUCCACCAGGACCUGGAACAAGAGGACCCCAUCCAACAAAUGGUGAUAUGUACAGACCCCACAUGCAUGAUGCUUUUAUUCGCCCGGGCAUGCCAUUUCGGCCUGGAUUUUAUCCAGGACCAGUUCCUUAUGAGGGCUAUUACGCUUCUCCCAUGGGCUACUGCAAUUCCAAUGAUCGAGAUAUUCAGUUUAUGGGAAUGGCAGUGGGUCCUGCUCCAUAUAACAGAUAUUCAGGUCAAAAUGCUCCAGAUCUCGGAAAUUCUCAUGGAAGAUCUGGUGGAUACGGUCCUAGUGGUCACACAAUGGUUUCAGAACAAGUUGAAUCGGGUCAUCCACAAGAUGCUCGUGUACCAUACAAAGUCCUCCUGAAGCAGCAUGAUGGUUUAGAGGGAAAAGAAGAAGAACAGAAAUGGGAUGACAUGAUGACAACCAACACAUCAUAUCCGGGGAAGGCAGAUCAUCAAAGAAAGUCAUCAUGGGAGAAUGGCUGGAGAGCAGAUGAGAAGAUCAAUGAAGAGAGGAAUAUAAGAAGGAUUGGUGAAGAAUUUUCUUCUGAGGCCAUUGACAACCAAGGUGUUAAAGUGAAACCUCUUGAACAUAAGGGAAAUUGGAAGGCAGCUGAUGACAGUUCAGUUAAGAAACUGGAACAUGCAGAAUAUGCAGCAUCUGCUUUUCCAGAAGUUUCAGCAGCCCCAAAAGAUCCCAGCCUGAUUAGGAAAAUAGAAGGUUUAAAUGCAAAGGUCCGGGCCUCUGAUGGAAGGCAAGAAGUUAAAUUUGUUUCCGGUAGAGAGGAGCAUAAGAAUAGGUUACAAGCUGGUAAUGCCAAGUUUAAUCAUUCUGCAAACGAAGCUGGUACUAGUUAUGCAUCUCUUGAAAGGACUCAUGUCAGUGGCAUUAUCAACACUGCUUCCCAUGAAGACCGCAUUUCUGCUGCAGAUAAGAGCCUUGAGGUAACAGAUGCUAUUGGGACAGCAAGCUCCAGGAGAUCAACUCAUGGUAUGCAUGGGAGACCUGAUCAGCGUGGUAAGGGGAGAUUCAGUACCCAAGAGACUGAAGGGAGAAGAUCCCAAGGUGCAGACUUGCCGGGUGCAUUGUCGGCUUCCCAUUUUGAAAGUUCUAAUGUUCAUAGGCAAGACCAUAUUUUUGCGGAGGCAACUGAAAUGUCUGGGGCAUAUCAUCGAGGGAAGGAUGAUGAAGAAUCUGUGCCACCCCACCCUGAUCGCAGUGAUAGCCAGACGCAACGUGCUAAGAUGAAAGAGCUAGCCCUUCAACGGAUUAAACAGCGAGAGAAGGAAGAGGAGGAACGAGAGAGAGAUCAAAAGGCCAAGGCACUUGCAAAACUGGAAGAGUUGAAUAAGCGGACAAAGGCAGUGGAGAGUUUCAGUGAGGUGCUACCAGAGAUGCCAAAGGCCACCCAUAAGGAGUCCGUUGUGAUACAAGACCAAUUGGAGCCAUUGCAACAGGAUGUUAGUCACGCUGAUGGUGAUCACCUCGAUAAUGCCCCCCAGACUCAUGACAGUAGGGCUUCUAAGCAGAAGCGUGCGAGCUACAGACAAAAACAGAAUGGUCCCUUGGAAAAGACUUCCAAUGAUAAGUUAAUGUCUCCUAUAACCGAGACACCAAAAGAUGUUGCUGAUGUAGCAGUUAAUGCUCCUGUUUCUCUUGAGGGUCCAAAUGAAAUGAUCUCAAACUCUGAGCCGGCUUUGCCUGUCAACCCAACUGUCACGGCUGAGUCUUCAGUAAAUCAUAGAAGGAAGAACAGGACUGGAAAGAACAAGCACAAAGUGGAGGAGGCAUCAUCUACAGCAGUUGUAACAUCAACCCUAUCAAAAGAAACGACUGAUUUAGACACGUCGGUUGAAAGUAGAAAAUCCAAGGCUUCUGAAUCUGUGUUGGAACCAAGCUCAUUUCAGUUUCAGACUGAUUCUAGAGACGGAAAUCAGUCCUUGGAUCAACGCACAUCAUCACCAAAUGAAGAAGUUCACAGCAGAAAUAACCAGUGGAAACCUCAACAUUCUCGCAGGAUGCAGAGGAAUCCACAAGCUAAUAAAUCGACCGAGAAAUCCCAAAGUGGCGAUGCUGUUAUCUGGGCUCCUGUGCGGUCUCAAAAUAAAAUUGAGGCUACCGAUGAAGCCAGUCAGAGGACUCUGGCUGAUGCCAUUAGUCCACCCAUGAAGAGUGAUCAGCAAGUGCAGAAUAAUGCAAAAAAUAAACGGGCAGAAAUGGAAAGAUACAUUCCAAAGUCUGCAGCCAAAGAAAUGGCUCAGCAAGGAAGUAGUCCCCAUUCAGUGGCACCAUUAACCAAUCAGAUUACACCAGAUGAGACCAUUGGAAGACCUGAAUCUGGUUCUCUAGGUGUUGAAAGUUCUCAAAGCUCUGCAACAUGCAUGGGGAAGGUAGGAUCCAUUUUGGAAUCUAAGAAUGGGGAUGGCAGGCAAAAUAAGUCAGGGAAAAUGCACUGUUCAUGGCGCCAACGGGGAUCAGCAGAAUCAACCACAUCUUUUACAAGUAGGAAUGUUCAAACUGAAUGGAAUGACUCUGAUGGCUGGAACAUUCCUGAAAAUUCUGAGGUGCCGGUCAUUGCCCCUGCUAUAAAAGAUCAGAGUGCAACAGCCAGAUGUAGGCGACAAUCAUACAGAGGGCAAAAAGGCAUGGGAUAUAGCCAUGAUCCUGAUGAGAAGAGAAUUAAUACUGGGGACACUGAAAAGGUUCAUGUCCAAACUUUGGGCUCAGAGGUGCAUCAAGCAGAGUUACCUGCAACUUCAAAAGAAAGUCGCAUCGUUGGGGAACGAUCAGCAUCUCAUUGGCAACCUAAAUCUCAUCAGUCAUUUUCGGCAACUAACCAGCGAGGAAGCAGGACCAAUGGUGGUCAGAACAGAGACUCUGAAGUUGGUAGGGGUAAUAGAAAGGAUUAUUAUUCCCAAAGUGGCAUGCCAUUGCUGCCUCAACCUGGCAAGGAUAUUGCUGCAGUUAAGGCCCAGCCUCACCCUGAUCGCUCUCUAUCUGAAAAGAGCAAUUUGGAAGAAGCUCCUAGCACUGGGCAUCAAGAGGGUAAGAAGGAAAGGAAGAUAGCUUCACAUAAAGGACGUCCUGUUAGCCCGGCUGAACCAUCUCCUUUGAAUAUGGAUUUUCAACAAGAGCAACGUGCGUCUUCAGGGUAUCGAAAAAAUGGAAGCCAAAACAACCGCUCUGGCAGAGAGCAUGAUUCCCGUGGUGAGUGGAGUGGUUAUGGGAAAGAUAACAAGCAACAUAAUGUGCCUGCAAACCGUGAAAGGCAGAGACAGAAUUCACAUUAUGAGUAUCAGCCAGUAGGGCCUCAGAAUAGUAACAAAGCUAACAAUUUUGAGUCUUCAAAAGAUGGUUCUCAUAAUUCUGUUACAAGGCCCAGGGAGAGAGGUCAGAGUCACUCAAGGCGUGGUGGGGGAAACUCUUAUGGGCGGCAAACUGGUAGUGUUCGAGUAGAUGCCAAUUAUGAUUAG